GGGGAUGAGCCGAGAGCACUUUCUUGUCUCUCGUGCCCAACCCUUGCUUGUUUUUGGAUUGUUUUGUUUUGUUCUUCGCACCCAUGUGCCCUUUUCCUUUACUCCUAUUUUCUACCAUCUAGCCUACUGAUGUGGGCUGCGCCUUGGCGAUCUCUUUUCGUAUACAAAUGGAUAUACCGAAAAGUAUCAUAUUUGAUCAACAUCUAUCCUUUCCUUCAUUUUUCUUUCACCUUGUCGGGACACAUUUUCCUUUCAUCUCUUCUUAUCUCAUCUGGCGUUCUGAAGCAUUGGAUCGGGAAUCGGGACUUUGGCUUUGUUGACUACGUGAUCUAUAUAUUUGACAGGGGUCGUUACUUUUAUUGUUUGAUUGAUCCGAUGGUCCGUUACCCUGUUUUAUUAUCUGUGAUUUGUCCGUGUUCUUGUCUUUACUUAGAUGCACGGAUGUCAUAAUGCUAGUUUCUACGUUGAAAGACGUGGCUUUCAGAACUUUUCAAUCUUCUAAUGCAC
Molecule: messenger RNA, 507 nt
Organism: Aspergillus steynii IBT 23096
Lineage: Eukaryota; Fungi; Ascomycota; Eurotiomycetes; Eurotiales; Aspergillaceae
Exons: 1
Coding region: 130-450 (106 amino acids)
Source: RefSeq, a predicted model, not a curated record